Diaporthe amygdali is the source of this 2550-nucleotide messenger RNA. RefSeq lists its product as uncharacterized. The transcript has 6 exons. Lineage: Eukaryota; Fungi; Ascomycota; Sordariomycetes; Diaporthales; Diaporthaceae. The coding region runs from base 1 to 2550 and encodes 849 amino acids. The record is from RefSeq and is a predicted model, not a curated record.
AUGGCGAAGCAGACAGUGGAACUUCCUUUCAUUGUCUCGACAGACGUGAAACGGCCGGACAAAGAGACGCAGAGAUUCAUCAGAAGCCACGUAAUGAAGGGCAAGAAUAAGGGAAAGUUGCACCACACUAAAGGCAAAGGUAUUGGAAGCUCGACCCAUGCAAGGACAACAGACGAUACUACCGAGACCCCAAAGCAAGGCCCAUCCAUUUGGGAUUAUCGACCACUCGGCUUUAUCCGGACAAGAGUGGGCUCAGAGCUGGCGUUCGUCCCUUUUGCGGACGAAAUCGACUUAUCAUUGGCAGCCCCUGUCAUCAAGUCGGCCUUGUUCCCAUUAGAAAGCUGCAUGGAACUGAUCGAGCCACCGCAGGCUUCGUGGGUUGCAACUCUCUGCACUGAUGCGGUCUACCUCAAUGCCACGAUCUUCGCCGUACAAGUCUAUUUCGACUUGCUGGCCGGUCGUGAAUUGGAGCCUGUAUCACCACUAAUGCCAACAUACACUCCCUUUUCCAAGACUCUUCGUCUUCUUCGAGAAAGUAUCGAGGAGUUUGUGGCGUAUCCCGACCAAAUUUCAAACCUCAUUCCAUCCUCAUUCCGAUUUGAGGAGGAACAACUUGUUAGCAGUCGAAGCCUGGGUGUAACCGAUUCCACACUUAGUAAAGCUUGGGAGACCAUGCAAAUUUUCUGCUCGCUCGUCAACUACGCGGCAGGAUCCCAGCGAAAGAUAUCACAAGAAAUUGUCCUCGACACCAUGGCAUCAGUCAUGUAUCGCGUGGUUCGCAUGAAGUUCCCAUCCGACAGCCUGCAGGAGGUGUUGCGCAUAGGUCUGUUGGCCUUUUGCUCACAUGUUUUCUUGCAGUGGUCAAAUGUGCGGCUACCGCACCGUCAUUUGCCGACCAUGUACCGGGAGUGCUUACUCGAGCUCUGUCGUUCCGAGACGGCCUCACCCCAGACUAUGCUGUGGUUUCUGAUGGUGGGUGCCAUGGCAGUGUUCCCACCGGGAGACACUUGGCUAAAGCCUUGGCUGAGGUUGGCGACGGACAUGUCUGACGCAGCUUCUUGGGGUGAUGUCCGAGCGGAAUUGAAGAGGUUUUUGUGGAUCGACUUUGUCCAUGAUAGAUGCGGAGGGUUUUCGACCAUGUUCGCAACCCUUCGCGCUGAGGACCGGGACGGAGAAGUAAUUUGUAUCUCGAGCACGACUCAGUUACCACAAUCUGGCCAGAAUCAGAAUCACUUCGCGUGCGAUAGAUCGACAUCACGUAGAAACACGUCGUCGAACGAGCCUACGCCAUCAAGCUCCGAGGAGCUCUUGAUCGUCCCUAACUCGCCCCGACAAAGUUUGAGACGGUCGCCUUCAAGUCAAUCACCAGGACAACCAAACCUGGGAGCUACCAAUCAUGACCAUCCUCCCAGACCGCCGCGUGUGGCGGCAGAUGGAGAAGCCCAGGUGACACCGUCGUCAUUUCAACUUUCAAAGGACUCCGCCCCAGCAUCUGGGGCCCGACUAGGUGGGGAAGACGUAGUCCUGAGCCCGGAGACUCAUGACUUGACCUUGCCGGAUUAUAUCGAGUCAAGUCUCCAAGAUUUUGACAUGGAUGAACUCCUUCAAGCUGACAUCUCGUUCCCUGAAAAUGAGGGCGGAGGAUUCGCGCUGGAUGGUACUUUUGCGUCGAGUACGUCUCCUGAGGACGAUUCAGGGUCAUGUGAAGGCACAUACGACAUUGCAAGAAGUAAUACAUCCUCAGAUGACAUGGAUUGGAAUUUGUACCAGCAUUCCAAGAGGAAGCUUGAGCUAGCAAAGGAGCACCAUCCUCAGGAAUCGAUCAAUAGACCGCCAACGAGGGCCUCUUCUCAAGACGUGAUUUCUACAACCGCCUCUACGCCCUAUUUAGGGGCCAUGAGUGGGAAUCUGGGAACCGCAACUGCACCGAGUUUCCGUCAAUUACGGCAAAGCCCCGCCACUAGGCUGGGGUUGCAUUUCAAGAACACAUCGCCUUCGCCAUCGCCUUGUCGCUGCGUUAGUGUCACCCUCGCUCUUCUCGAAAAGAUCCAAGGCUACAGAAAGUCCACCAGCCUCUGUAUGGCAGAAAAGGCUUUGCAUGCACUCAAAGGGUCCAUAUCACAAUGCCAAGCACUGGCCAGCUGCCGUUCCUGCCGCAGCCCGUCAAGGGUCAUGACAUUUUCGGUACUACUAGUAGAGAAGAUGACAGGUAUGCUCGAAGACAUGGCUUCUACGUGGGACGAAACGAGUAAAAUGUUCUCGGGCCAGCAGGGAAUAGCGUCCCAUGCGGACACGGAUAGCCAUGCGCGCGGAUGGUCCCCAAUCCAUCUUGGCCAAUAUCGGAUUGAUAGUGCGCAGGAGUGGCAUGAAGUAUUUGGGUUCUUGGUUCUCCUGCAGGUGCGACGCCUUAGCCGCUUCUUGGAUGGACUAGAGCGCCGAGCGGGAAGAGAAGGCUGGGACUCGCACCAGGGCAACUUGGGAUCGGUGGCGCUUAGGAUACAGGAGCUGCAGGAAGCCUUAGGCGGCAUGACAACGGGUAUUGGUAGAUAA